Molecule: messenger RNA, 5271 nt
Organism: Xiphophorus couchianus (Monterrey platyfish)
Lineage: Eukaryota; Metazoa; Chordata; Actinopteri; Cyprinodontiformes; Poeciliidae
Gene: vamp2
Product: vesicle-associated membrane protein 2
Exons: 5
Coding region: 488-823 (111 amino acids)
Biological process (GO): vesicle-mediated transport
Cellular component (GO): membrane
Source: RefSeq, a predicted model, not a curated record
UGUUCUGCACAGUACAUGUAUGGUCUUUGAAGAGCGCCCAAGGAGACAUCCAGUUACUGUAUCCGAGGAUAAAAACAGCCCUCUCCGGGGAGGUAAAGCGGUGUGUCUGAAGUGUAAGCCACCCAUUUUCAACAUGAAACUCGCCGCUGCUGACGUCACCGAGCCAUCUUUGUGCACCUAAUCCAGGCGGCUGUUUAUUACACCUUCAUUACCACACAGACCCGGGCUCUUCGGACAGCCUGCAGGUGCCUCAUCGUCACAAACAAGGAGGAAAACAGAAAGAGAACCGCUUUGUAGUGUAGGGAGACAAUUCAGUGCUCCUCGUAGAAUAUAUAGGCAGGGAAACGCCACAAUAACCAACCAAAGGCUGCCAGAGGGUAGAGAGGAGCGCAGAAGGCAAUUCACAUCCAUCUGCCAGCCACUUAGUGCGCGCUAACAUCUCCGGUGCGGAUUUCAGCGCAGCUGUCGAGCUAAUACAACCAGGAAAAUGUCUGCCCCAGCAGCUGGAGCCCCUGCGCCUGAGGGAGGAAGUCAGCAACCUCCCAACCUCACCAGCAACCGCCGUCUGCAGCAGACUCAGGCACAGGUGGAUGAGGUGGUGGAUAUCAUGCGCGUAAACGUGGACAAGGUUCUGGAGCGUGAUCAGAAGCUGUCAGAGCUGGACGACCGGGCCGAUGCCCUGCAGGCUGGAGCCUCUCAGUUUGAGACUAGCGCUGCAAAACUGAAGAAUAAAUACUGGUGGAAGAAUGCCAAGAUGAUGAUUAUCCUGGGUGUGAUAUGUGUGAUUGUCCUCAUUGUCAUUAUUGUGUACUUCAGCACCUAAGAAGAGUCGCUCCUACCCCAGUCUGAUCCAAGCUUCCUUACUACAGAAGAAAAAAAAAACAACCUCUAAUUGAUGACAAAAUUAACCACAGAUGAAUUAAUUUAUUGUAUGUACGUAUAUCUCCGCCCCCAGCUAGCCUCGAUAUAACACCCCUAAACCCUUCAGGGCCCCCGUGGCUCUCCUCAGCCCCCUGCUCCUUACUUCCACAGCCUCGCUUCUGGAUCCCUGUCGAUAUUUGUUCUGUGAGUGUGUGAGCCUGUCUUCUUUCUGAGUACUCUUGGCUUUUCGAACCCUGCCAUACUGGGAACCAAACCCCUUCCCUCUACCUUUGACCUCCCCCUCCCCCCGUGACGAUGCAACAACAGAAACCGGUACAACAAUUGGCGAUAAUCGUUACACAGCUGAUAUAUAGAGUUCUUUGUAGAGUUUUAUUCUGAUAUAUAUCUAAUAUACUGUUUUGUAGGUGUGUGUGCAGGCGCGUGCGUGCGUGUGUGCAUUUUGUACUUUUUAUUUUUUGUAUUAAUUUGAUGUAUGCUUUAGCGUUGACUACUGCCUAUUAAUGAAAGUGUGCAUCUUGCAUGUGCUCUACAUCCCCCUCUGAUUAUUUUCUUGUCCAAUUGGCCUCCGUAAAAAAAAUCCACCCGUGUUUCUCUUGAAGGCAGACUGAAAUUCACCAUCUUACCGACACUUUUUCCUUUUUCGCCAAAAAAAAAAGUUUUUGCUUCUCUUUUUUUUUUUUUCUACAGCUAAUGCUCACCCACUGAUGUUAGUGAAAUAAUGCAUGAAUUGUGCAACAAAUCCUUAGCGUUCAUCACCUCCGACCCUAUCCGACUCUCCUUCCUGUUUUCUGAGAGGGAUUCUUAAACAACAACCGUCUUACGUGUCUUCUGGCACCGUCUUGUUUCUUAGCAGCAUGCUUCCCUCGGACAACUUUAAACUGCCAUAGUACGGUCGGACCAAUGUCUGUAGGUGUCUUUGUUUUUUUAUUAUUAUUAUUAUUAUUUAAACAUUACUUAGUGUCUUAUUUCGAAAACAUUCCUUCAUUGCAGUCUAGUGCAGAUGCUCUUACUGUAGCACAUGUAAGUGUGAGUACCUUAAAAAAAAUACAAGCGAUGAACCUUGUGUCAGGAAUAACGAUAGGAGGAAUAGUGACUAGGUAUAAAGUUACUUUUUUUUUUGCAUAGACUGGAUUGACCUGAUGAUUUUUUUUACUACAAUUUUGCUUUAACAUUACACUUAUGAUAAAAUGGGUGAUUUGGGGUUAGAAAUUGAUUCUAGCAUCGGGGGAGUGAGGAGGGGGGAGGGGGGGGGGUAAAAUGCUUCUGCUGCAAUGGUUUGUGCAGAUUUUGAAUCCGUUCAAAACCUGCACAGACGUCCGUGUUUUUGACAGUGCCGCCCGGCUGUUUAAACGGACUGCCAGUGCAGCAGAACCUCUUCACAUUAAGAGCACAUUUUGAAAAAAAAGUAAAAUUAGCUGGAUCGCCAGACAAAUGAAGCGAGUAACGCCUAAGAAGAAAAGAAGCAGUAACUCAAAAAAUAUAUAUAAUCGUAGCAUUCCUAAGACGAGUGUUUUGCUAGCUCCGUGGUUCUGUCUUCGUGUUUCUUCUUCUAGUUAAUGCCUUUCUUUUUCUUUUUUUAAAAUAUAAUAGACUCUAUUUUUUAAUCAUAGUAUAUUUUUGUGUGAAGCAGAAGAAACAAAGAGGACGCUAAGCGUCCUCUUUGUUUCUGUCUGGUGUGUUUUUGUAGUUCAGCUCCGCGUUACACACUGCCAAGCAUUAAAGGAAAACAGUUAUUUUCCUUAUUGCGGUUAUUUCUUUCAUUUGUGCACUCACUGGUUUGGUCUUGAAGUACUUUCAAACCACCUUUUUUUAAAUUAUUAUUAUUACUAUUAUUAUUAUUCAUGUGUGCAUGAUUGUUGCUACUUGGUCAGUAAACGAGCAGGGUACAAAGCACUCUCCGAGAUAAAGAGUUGCACAUGUUCCUCAGAGGCAAUGCAUCAGAACUUCGUGAAGCCAACUAUUUGUGGGGGUGAGGGGCUUAGAAAAACAACAAAAAACAUCCAACCACAGUAGAAUGUCGCUUCCAAGAAUUUCCAUGUGGUUUGGAGUGAAAUCAAAGAUGAAACAGUUGCUGGUUAAAUUUGUUAAAAAUUUUAGUUUUUUAAGUGCUGUUCUGCAUUCGGAACUUAUUCCAAAGACAGCCUUUGUGACUCUGCCUCUUUUACUCUCCAGCCAGCUACACAAAGAAACCUGCCACCUUCUCUAACUCCUACUGUGUAUUUGGUGUGUGUGUGUGUGUGUGUGCAUGUAUGUAUUAGAAUAGCUCCGCCUUUGGAAUAUCCCCCAAUCCCUCCCACCUCCAUCCCUCCUUCCGUUUAUCCCGACGGAUUUAGGCCGCUUAACUCUCAGAGUGAGGACAUGUCAGUUUUCCUUCGCCUCUGAAGUACACGAGCAACACGAGGCUGCAGAUCUGUCAGCCUCAGCAGAAGAAAGUCCCACUUCUCGAUGCUCCUUCAAAAGUUAAAAAACCAAAGACCAAAUUUCCGAGCUAACGCUGCCAAUACUCAUCACAAACAGGUUACUACCCGAGCUCAGAUUUAAAUUCCUACUGUUUUAGGGACAUAUUAGCUUAUCAUACACUAUCUAUGGAGUCAAGUUUGGCUUUGUGAGUGUGCCACCCUGACAUAAUAUGCAACUUAAAUGUCGAACAGAAACUCCCACCCGACCCCGCCCUCUGCCGUGUGGAUCCAGGUCCGAGGAGCUUCUUUUAAUCUGUACAAAGUUAGUAGACACACAAUCUUGUAACUAAUUAUAGCACAAGUCUUCUUUUUUCUUUCUUUUUUUUUCUGUCUGCAUAGUGCUGCCAGGUUUGAAAAUGUGUAAACUAACUAUAGAUAACAGAAAACUGAGAAAUGUUUUCCCAAAAAACAAAAGAAGAAAAACCUGCAUUGUUUAGUGUUGUAAUAUUGGGGGGUUGUUAUGGGGGGGUAGGGGGUCCUAUAUCCUCAGGUUUAAGUUGUUUGCAAUUUACCAAAAUACAUAAGAGGACAAAAAAAAAAAACCUAGCAAACUAUAAAAUUGGAUUCCUUUGGCAAUAUUAAGUGAUUUAAGGGUUACAAUGUUGUCCUUUUAGCCAUUUGUACAGGACAUAAACACACAGUGGGCUCCGAGGUGAAAUAACACUACUGAUUGGGGUAGGAUUUGUGUGUUUUCCAUAACUCAAACUGUCCAGUUGCGUCCAGUGAGUGCUCAACCGGUUUGGUCACAAUGGUGAAAAUGAAGUGAGUGCUCUUUCUCUCUAUCUCUUUUCUUCUGUUUGUUUUUAUUGCUUUAUUGUCUAUAUGAAAACCAAUGUGUGCAAAUGCUUUUAACCGUGGCACUUUUUUCUCUUUUUGUGUGUGUGUGUGUGUGUGUGUGUGUGUGUGUGUAAUUCCCUGGUUUUGGCGGGAGUGGAGAACACGAUCUUUCGCCAGCCACCGGGAAAGUUCAGUGAUCUCAAUGCUGCGUACAGGCCGUUUGCGGAGCGUUCGGUGAAUGUUGUCGGAAAGCCAUAGGAAAGAAAAAAAAACUGAAUCCCAGAACGAGCUGAACGCAGCAACAGGAGGGAACCUUAUUGAGUCACUGAAUGUUUCCUGGGUGGCUUUAGAUAUAUAUGGGUUGGUUUUUUUUUCUGAACCAAAUGUUCUUUUUUUUUCUGAUUGUUUGUUUUGAGUCUGUUAAGUAACAACUCCAGAUGUCACUGAAUUGUUUGUUUGUCAGCACUGAUGGGUCAAGCUAAAGAAAAUGGCAAGUAGAUGAGAGAAGAAGUAUUUUUGUGUGAAGGAUUCUACAGUUUACAUCAGAUCGCUGUUUGUAUCGACGAGAUAUAUGAUUUUUCUGUUUAAAUCAGUUCAUUUGUAAGGGAUGGAUUCUUUCCUUUUACCUCCUUUAGAGGCAGGACCACAGGGAUGAAAGCACACAUUGCCCUUGCUCGUCUGGCCUUACUGGAGGGACAGGACCGGAGGAUCACGGGCAAUGUGCUCGGUGUGAUUUUCUUUUCUUUACUCUUUACGCUCUUGUUUAGAUUUAUUGUGCCGUCCUUUGGUUUGGGAUUAGAGUUUAAACAAGGUCGAUUCAACGCAAAAGGAGAGGAGGCUUAGUUGGGAAAAAGUACAUGAAAUAAUUGUAGUGUAAAUCUAUCAAUGUCUUAUUAUAUUGAUGAACAUCAUGAAAUAUAUGUAUAUUGGAAAAAAGACAGUAUCUAUGGCAAAUUGUACUUUUGUGUGUGUUUCAUGUGCUUUUGUGGGUGUGCAGCAAGGGGAUAAUGUCAUUUGGUCUGCCAUUCUGGGACCUGUGUGAAUAAGCAUAAAUUUACUACCAAUACAGAGAUGGACCUUUUCUCUAAUUGAUUCCUAUUAUGUGUUAAGUGUGCCAAAACAAAUACAUGGAGACCUGGAGCCAUAAACUGCA